Molecule: messenger RNA, 2948 nt
Organism: Saccoglossus kowalevskii
Lineage: Eukaryota; Metazoa; Hemichordata; Enteropneusta; Harrimaniidae
Molecular function (GO): protein binding
Source: RefSeq, a predicted model, not a curated record
CGAACGACAGCAAUGGCUACGAGGCUGCCACUUUUAUUUUUCGUCGUUCUGAAAAUUUCAGUUUCAGUUGCAUACCAAGAUAUAACAUUCUUCAAUGCAAAAGCAUUGCCAAGUUUGACUGGAGGAUACUUCAUUGGUGGAUACUCUGCUGGUGAUGCUCAAAGUACUGUUGGUACAUCAUUUACAUACGGUAGAGUAAUAGAUACAGGUACAGGAGAUGAAUUACCAAUUGGGUAUACAGAAGAAUCCUUAUACGGUUUUACGAGACGACUUUAUUUACCUGAAGGUGCAGCUAGACCAGGUGUAUAUUACUGUAAUACUACAGAUGUGUCGAUACAAACAGUACAAGUAGCAUCACAAGCUGACAUUUACCCAGAGAAUAAAACCAAGACAGUGAAUUGGGGAGAUGAUGUAACACUGACAAUGACCAUACAAUCAACAUCAAUAUCAGAAUCACAAUUGAUAUGGAAACAUAAUGGUGUGGAUAUAGAAGCAUGGAAUGGACAAAGUAGUAUUAUAAUUACAUCAGCUAAACCAUCAGAUGCUGGAAUUUAUGAAUGUUAUACUACUCAACAACAACGACAAAAUGGGUUACAUGGUUUUAUGAGACUUAUUGUUAGAAGUUGUCCUAAUGGUAAAUAUGGUGAUACAUGUCUAUUUAACUGUCCUACAUGUUAUAAUGGAGGUAUAUGUAAUGCAGACACUGGAGAAUGUAUAUGUCCACCAGGAUUUACAGGAGAUGACUGUAAUACAGGUUGCCAAUAUAGAGGGACAUGGGGAAAAAAUUGUGGUCGAGGAUGUUCAUCAACAAAUACAGAUGCUUGUCGAAAAAGGAUGUUUUGUGUUGCUGAUCCAUAUGGAUGUUCAUGUCUUGCAUCAUAUACAGGAUUAGAUUGCAAUACAGACUGCCCUGAUGGGAAAUAUGGAGCUGGUUGUACUCAGACAUGUCACUGUACCCAAGGAUGUAAUAAAUCAGAUGACGAUCUACUUGUGUCUGGAGAAUGUACUACAAGUGGAGAUACUUGUGAUGAUGGAUGGGGUGGUGAAAACUGUAGAGUUCCCUCUGCUUGUCCUGAUGGUUUAUAUGGUGAAUUAUGUAACUAUAAUUGUCAUUGUAAAAACAAUGCACCAUGUGAUAAGAACACUGGUGUUUGUCCAAAUGAUGAUUGUGCACCAGGAUGGAUAAAUCUAGAUACUAUAGAUUCUGAUUGUCAACAAGGUGAGCGGUCCAAGGAAAAGGGGAAGGCCAAAGAAGACGUGGAAGAUGCAAGUGGAGGAGGAGAGUGGGAAGGUUGGGAUGAGGAUGAGGGAUGCUUUAAAUCGUGCAAAGUGGAGGGAGGUGAUGGUCGUCCCAAAUAUAGAAGCUUCUUCUAUCACAAAGUCAUCCCUGAAGAAACACAUUUCAUAUGUGAAAUCAGUGGAAACCCUGUAGUAGCAAAUAAUGAAAUGAAGUUAUGGAAACUGGGUACAACUGACUUCCUGUCUCCUACUACCUAUAAUGAUGGUGACAAAUACACAGCUAUUGGAAAUUUCACUGUUGCUGUUGUUCAGAAUGAUGAUGUAUAUUUCUGUGGUGCUCCAGAUAUUGGAUUUAAUGGAUUCUCAGUUACUGUAAAACUAUAUGAUCCGCCAAGAUUUAAGACUAGCAACAAGCCACAAGUAUCAGAUAGUCAAUCUGACCAGCUUACUGUGACCUGGAACAAAUGGACUACUGAUGAUAUUGGAGAUGGUCCAGUUGUAUCUUAUAAAGUAUACUACAGAGAAAGUGGUGAGAGUGACUGGAUAUCAGGUCAAGUUGUACCAGUCAGUGAUUCAAGUCAGAUGAGUUAUACAUCAACCAUCACAGGAUUACAAUGGUCUACUGCAUAUGAAAUUACAGUUACAGUUAAAAGACCAGGUCCACUUGGUGAAGGGAGUAAAGAAACUACUAUAGCAGGAACUACACUGUGUGCAACUCCACAAGCACCAAUAAUUCAUCAGGUGUAUCCAGAGUUGAAUGAGCUGGAAGUUCAUGUGCAGGUUCCUGAUAGGGAUGGUAUAAAGUGUAAACAAGGCAGUAUUGAUGGAUACAUUGAUUACAUUAAAGUGAAGUAUAGGAAGGCAGGUACACAAGAUGAAUAUAAGGGAAAGAGAAAACAAUUUGAGGGGAGUGUGAAUGGUUCAGAAGUGAUUACUAUUACUGGUGUCUCAUUACAACCAUACACAGAGUAUGAGAUCAUUGCUGUACUCAGAAAUGCUAAUGUUACAAGUCCACCAAGUGAUCCAGUAACUGUUAAAACUCCUGAGGAUGAUGAUGAUAAUACUAAAAAAGAUAUAUCCAUAGAAAAUGGUGAUAUGAAUGAAUACAAUGUAGAUAAUUUGCAGUACAGAGUUCACUAUUCUGUGCAAAUUACAUACAAGUCACUUCACUCUGUGUAUUCCUCGACUGCACCUGUAUCAAAAGAUCUCCUGGUAACAGAACCUCCUCCUUACACCUUGAAAGGGCUACCAGCAGGAACACAGUUUGAAAUAUCAGUGAAUGCAAGUACAUCAAAGGGAUUUGGUGAACAUAAAACUAUUAUCAGUGGAACUAAAAUUGUAAUUGAUGAUAUUUCUGAUAUUUUGGUGCCUGUCGUGGUGACUGCUCCAGUAUUGACGGAAACUACUGCAACAAUUAAUUUACGGAAGUUUGAUGAUAAUGUAGACAUUAAUAAAGAUACAGAACAAAUGAAGUAUGUUGUAGUUGUUGAAGAGGAGCAACAGCAGCAAAAGCGUGAUUUAGAAGAAAAUCAGUAUAUCAUAGCAUUGUUUCCACUGAAUGAAAUCCCUGAUCAACUUAUAGUGGGUGAUGCUGGAGCAGUUAGUGAUCCUGGAACCAGUACAGAUACUUCCAGUGGCAUAAUUGGUGGUGUAAUUGCAGCUGUUCUCAUCGUUGCAGUUAUAAUAGCUUUAGUGUUUUUUUUACGGCG